AUGCCUUAUAAACGAUUUUUGACGCAAAGACAAUUAGAAGAGGAAUUGGAAAGUGUUGUUUUUGAGCUGGAAAAUGAUAAUAAUGUUGUACUGGAUGCAGUUUAUAUACCUCCAGACACCGAUGCUUUGACAGAUGAAGAAGAUAUAGAUGAUGAGAAUAUAUUGGCGGAAACGGCAAAGCCAAACGAUAUUGUCGGUACUUUCGAACUUCACAUCCCUAGCUCUUCCAAUUCUGUAGAUGUCGAUCAAAAUGUACGAAAACAAUACGAUUGGGACUCUUCUGAUGAAGAAACUUUAGAAACCAAAAAACGAAAAAUUACUGCUUCAGUUUCCCGUAAUACUGUUCUUGCACCGCAGUGGCUCAAAGGAGAAAUAGAAUAUACACACUCUCCAAUAUCAACUGAACAUCAAGACAAAGAAAACGUAGCUGUAGCUGUAGGUGGUAAGACACCUUUAGAAGUGUUCUUUUUAUUUUUUGACGAAGAAGUGACAGACUUAGUUUUGAGAUAUUCACAUAAAUAUGCUGCAGAUAAUAAUAGACAUGACUUCAUAGUCUCUAAGGAAGAAUUGUUAAAUUUUAUAGGAAUAAUGUAUCUUUCCGGAUAUCACACUUUACCACAAACUUCAAUGUACUGGUCCACUGAGGAAGACAAAGGUGUGGGCAUAGUGAAAAAUUGCAUGAGUAGAAACAGGUUUUAUAGUAUAAAACGAAAUUUGCAUCUGUCUGACAAUGAACAAUUAGACAAAAAUGAUAAGUUCUCCAAAAUAAGGCCUUUUGUGGACAUAAUCAAUAGAAAAAACUUGCAAUGGGGAAUUUUCAAUUUUCAUUUAUCAAUUGAUGAACAAAUGGUGCCAUAUUUUGGAAGGCAUUCUUGUAAAAUGUUCAUCAAAGGCAAGCCGUAUUAUGGUGAAUGCUUGGAAGCUUUAUAA
This is a messenger RNA of Sitophilus oryzae (rice weevil), 930 nucleotides long. RefSeq names its product piggyBac transposable element-derived protein 3-like. The transcript has 3 exons. Gene Ontology annotation, molecular function: sequence-specific DNA binding. The record is from RefSeq and is a predicted model, not a curated record. NCBI's taxonomy places the organism in Eukaryota, Metazoa, Arthropoda, Insecta, Coleoptera, Curculionidae. The coding region runs from base 1 to 930 and encodes 309 amino acids.